AUGCCUAAGAUGUCUCGAGAGAUGGAAGAGCUCACCCAAACCAGGUUGCAGAAGAUCUGGAUUCCACAUAGCAGUGGCAGCAGCGGAUUACCACGGAGGAGGGGCUCAUCAGUACCCCAGUUUACCAAUUCCCCCACAAUGGUGAUCAUGGUUGGCUUACCAGCUCGAGGAAAGACCUACAUCUCCACGAAGCUCACGCGAUAUCUCAACUGGAUAGGAACACCAACUAAAGUGUUUAAUUUAGGCCAGUACCGACGAGAGGCAGUGAGCUACAAGAACUAUGAAUUCUUUCUUCCAGACAACAUGGAGGCCUUACUUAUCAGGAAGCAGUGUGCCCUGGCAGCCCUGAAGGAUGUCCAUAACUAUCUCAGCCAUGAGGAAGGUCAUGUUGCGGUUUUUGAUGCCACCAACACUACUAGAGAACGACGGUCACUAAUUCUGCAGUUUGCGAAAGAACAUGGUUACAAGGUCUUUUUCAUUGAGUCCAUCUGUAAUGACCCUGGCAUCAUUGCAGAAAACAUCAGGCAAGUAAAACUUGGAAGCCCUGAUUACAUAGACUGUGACCGGGAAAAGGUUCUGGAAGACUUUCUAAAGAGAAUUGAGUGCUAUGAGGUUAACUACCAACCCUUGGAUGAUGAACUGGACAGCCACCUCUCCUACAUCAAGAUCUUCGAUGUGGGCACACGCUACAUGGUGAACCGAGUGCAAGACCACAUCCAGAGCCGCACAGUCUACUAUCUCAUGAACAUCCAUGUCACACCCCGCUCCAUCUACCUAUGCCGGCAUGGUGAGAGUGAACUAAACCUCAGAGGCCGCAUUGGAGGUGACUCUGGCCUCUCAGCUCGGGGCAAGCAGUAUGCUUAUGCCCUGGCCAACUUCAUUCAGUCCCAGGGCAUCAGCUCCCUGAAGGUGUGGACCAGCCACAUGAAGAGGACUAUCCAGACAGCUGAGGCCCUGGGUGUUCCUUAUGAGCAGUGGAAGGCCCUGAACGAAAUUGAUGCGGGUGUCUGUGAGGAGAUGACCUAUGAAGAAAUCCAGGAACACUACCCUGAGGAAUUUGCACUACGGGACCAAGAUAAAUAUCGCUACCGCUAUCCCAAGGGAGAGUCCUAUGAGGAUCUGGUUCAGCGUCUGGAGCCAGUUAUAAUGGAGCUAGAACGGCAGGAAAAUGUACUGGUGAUCUGCCACCAGGCUGUCAUGCGGUGCCUCCUGGCCUACUUCUUGGAUAAGAGCUCAGAUGAGCUGCCAUAUCUCAAGUGUCCUUUGCACACAGUGCUUAAACUCACACCUGUGGCUUAUGGCUGCAAAGUGGAGUCCAUCUACCUGAAUGUGGAAGCUGUAAACACACACCGGGAGAAACCUGAGAAUGUGGACAUCACCCGAGAACCUGAGGAAGCCCUGGACACUGUCCCUGCCCAUUACUGA
Prionailurus viverrinus (fishing cat) is the source of this 1425-nucleotide messenger RNA. RefSeq names its product 6-phosphofructo-2-kinase/fructose-2,6-biphosphatase 1 (gene PFKFB1). The coding region runs from base 1 to 1425 and encodes 474 amino acids. Gene Ontology annotation, biological process: fructose 2,6-bisphosphate metabolic process; fructose metabolic process. Lineage: Eukaryota; Metazoa; Chordata; Mammalia; Carnivora; Felidae. The record is from RefSeq and is a predicted model, not a curated record. Gene Ontology annotation, cellular component: 6-phosphofructo-2-kinase/fructose-2,6-biphosphatase complex; cytosol. Gene Ontology annotation, molecular function: ATP binding; fructose-2,6-bisphosphate 2-phosphatase activity; 6-phosphofructo-2-kinase activity. The transcript has 14 exons.